Penicillium macrosclerotiorum is the source of this 405-nucleotide messenger RNA. RefSeq lists its product as uncharacterized. NCBI's taxonomy places the organism in Eukaryota, Fungi, Ascomycota, Eurotiomycetes, Eurotiales, Aspergillaceae. The record is from RefSeq and is a predicted model, not a curated record. The transcript has a single exon. Bases 1 to 405 code for a protein of 134 amino acids.
AUGGGACCUGAGGUGGAGGAAACUUCCCCGAAUAGGAGACACAGCCGAGCAAACCCGGCUGGUGACGAGGGCACGAAGAAUCAAGUCAGCUCUCAGAGAAGAAAUGAAUGGCCCCCGGAGGAGAAAGAGCAAAGAGAAAAAAAGGAGGCACAGGUCAAAACAAACGGAAAGAAGGAGACCAUGACUGCCCAAGCCGAAACGGAGCAGACCCAACGAUCCCCACGAAUUUCCCCAAACAAGGCCCCGUAUCGUACGGAUACGGAGUACUUGGACAAGGAUGUCGAGGUACCUCAUAUAGAUAUGGACUGCUCGGGCGUGGUGCAGGUACUGACAGAGCUGGCAGAAUGUACCAGUGGACGACUGCUCCCAACGGGCUCACCGCCAAGUGGCCGGGGUUGCACAUGA